Malaclemys terrapin pileata is the source of this 2126-nucleotide messenger RNA. RefSeq names its product solute carrier family 27 member 2 (gene SLC27A2). The coding region runs from base 92 to 1954 and encodes 620 amino acids. NCBI's taxonomy places the organism in Eukaryota, Metazoa, Chordata, Testudines, Emydidae. The transcript has 10 exons. Gene Ontology annotation, molecular function: long-chain fatty acid transmembrane transporter activity; long-chain fatty acid-CoA ligase activity. Gene Ontology annotation, cellular component: endoplasmic reticulum. The record is from RefSeq and is a predicted model, not a curated record.
CCGCCCCUGCCCAGCCGGGAGCCGAGCAACCAGCCAGGCGCAGCUCCGUGCGCUCCGAGUCCCUUGCGCUGAGCACUGGCCGGGCAGGGUCAUGUUCUCCUUCUUCUACACCGCGCUCGCGGGGCUGCUGCUCCUGCCGCUGCUGCUGAACCUCGCCUGCCCCUACUUCUUCCGCGACCUGCGCUUCUUCCUCAAGAUGGCCCGGGCGGCGCGGCUGGCGCGCAACUAUGGGGCGCGGAACCCGCCGCGCACCAUCCUGGAGGUGUUCAGGCAGCGGGCGCGCCGGGAGCCGCGCAAGCCCCUGCUGCUGUUCAGGGAGGAGGCGCACACCUACGAGCAAGUGGACAAGCGGAGCAGCCAGGUGGCCCGGGCGCUGCGCGAGCACGUCGGGCUGCAGCAAGGGGACUGCCUGGCCCUCUUGCUGGGCAACGAGCCUGCCUACAUCUGGAUCUGGCUGGGCUUGGCCAAGCUGGGCUGCGCCAUGGCCUGCCUCAACUACAACAUCAGGGCCAAGUCCUUGCUGCACUGCUUCCAGUGCAGCGGAGCCAAGGUGCUGCUGGCAGCCCCAGAAUUGAAAGCAGCUGUUGAAGAAAUAUUGCCAGCCCUGAAAAAAGAAAACGUAAGAGUCUUCUACCUAAGCAGGACAUCCGAUACAGAAGGGGUUGACAGUUUCAUUGACAAAAUGGAAGUGGUUUCAGAUGAGCCUACUCCACAGUCUUGGAGAUCAAAUGUCACUUCUAAAACUCCUGCCAUGUAUAUUUAUACCUCUGGGACUACAGGUCUUCCAAAGGCUGCAGUGAUUACCCACGAACGCAUGCUGUUAGCUUGUGGUUUGUUCAGUACAAGUGGCGUGACCUCUGAGGACAUUGUGUAUAAUGCCCUGCCACUGUAUCACAGUGCUGCCCUCCUGAUUGGAGUUCAUGGAUGCAUCAUGCAAGGUGCAACCUUAGCUCUACGCGCCAAAUUUUCAGCCAGCCAGUUUUGGGUUGACUGCAGGAAAUACAACGUAACAGUCAUCCAGUAUAUUGGGGAGGUGCUUCGGUAUUUAUGCAACGUGCCAAAGAAAGACAGCGACGGUGAUCACAGAGUAAGGAUUGCCAUAGGCAAUGGGUUAAGGGCUGAUGUUUGGAGGGAAUUCAUCAGAAGAUUUGGAGACAUCCGUAUAUUUGAGUUCUAUGCCGCAACCGAGGGAAACAUUGGGUUUAUUAACUACAGUGGAAAAGUCGGUGCCGUGGGGAGAGUAAACUACUUCCAUAAGAAAAUUAUACGCUAUGAGCUGAUUAGAUACGACGUAGAGAAAGAUGAACCAGUCCGAGACGAGAAUGGAUAUUGCAUAAGAGUUCCUAAAGGUGAAGCGGGGCUGUUGAUCUGCAAAAUCACACCAUUUUCUCCUUUUAGUGGCUACGCAGGAGCAAAAAGCCAGACAGAGAAGAAAAAACUAACAAACGUCUUCCAGAAAGGGGAUUUAUAUUUUAAUAGUGGUGACCUUUUAAUGGUUGACCAGGACAAUUUCAUCUACUUUCAUGACAGAGUCGGAGACACAUUCCGAUGGAAAGGGGAAAAUGUGGCUACUACUGAAGUUGCAGAUAUUUUAGGAUUGAUCGACUUUGUCCAAGAAGUUAAUGUGUAUGGAGUGCCUGUGCCAGGUCACGAAGGCAGAAUAGGAAUGGCAUCCAUUCGACUAAAGGAGGGCUGUGAAUUUAAUGGGGAGCAGACAUACAGACAUGUUGUGGACUUCCUACCGAAUUAUGCAAGACCUCGCUUUGUCAGGAUUCAGGAUGCUAUUGAGAUCACAGCAACUUUUAAACACCGUAAAGUGCAAUUAGUGGAGGAGGGCUUCAACCCAGCAGUCCUCAGGGGUGGCCUGUAUUUCCUGGAUGACAAAGAAAAGAUGUAUGUGCCGAUGACGCAGGACAUUUAUAACGCUAUAAAUAACAGUAGCCUAAAAUUAUGAGUGUGUCCAAAAAAUCACUGUUCUAGAAUAUUCAGUUUUCAAAACACAUUAUUGAAUUUAAAAGUCCAAAAAUCCAUUUUGGUGAGUUGAUAAAUGUUACCAAGUGCCUGUAUCUGAAAUUCUGUGUGAUGGAGAUGUUUUAAUAGAUCUACAUAAAACUACUUUUCUUUUU